Polyodon spathula (Mississippi paddlefish) is the source of this 4312-nucleotide messenger RNA. Its product is annotated as SRC kinase signaling inhibitor 1-like. Gene Ontology annotation, biological process: regulation of dendritic spine morphogenesis. The transcript is spliced from 18 exons. NCBI's taxonomy places the organism in Eukaryota, Metazoa, Chordata, Actinopteri, Acipenseriformes, Polyodontidae. Gene Ontology annotation, cellular component: postsynaptic density; cytoplasm; actin cytoskeleton. The coding region runs from base 200 to 3994 and encodes 1264 amino acids. The record is from RefSeq and is a predicted model, not a curated record.
CUGUACAGAGCAUCACUCCUGCACACACGCACUGACACACACACACACGCGUGCUGCAGCUCCUGAAGCAUUUUGGAGUGUCGAUGCAAGGAGGCUGGAGCUGAGCCUCGUACGCAAGGAAGGGAGGAAGGAAGGAAGGAAGGAAGAAGAAGAAGGGAGUAAUAAACUCACGGCAAAGACAACAGGGUCCAGGUUGACAAUGGGCAAUGCAGCUUCACAAGACCCCGAGCAUCCUGGCGCACACAUGAUCUCGACAGACGACGCCGAGUACCCGCGGGAGUUCAGGACGCUGGGGAGCGGGGGGGCUGUGCGGCGCUUCUCCAGCGCGGGGCUGGUGCACACGCCCGAGCGAGUCCAGAGCCUGGAGGCAGUCAGCGGUCUGCCCAGGAGAGAAUCCUUCCUGCCCCCGCACCACCAGGGCUCACCAGCAGGGGGCAUGAGGGUCCAGCAGGACAGGGUGCGAGAGCAGCAGCAACCCAACUACUGGAGCUUUAAGGCCCGCAGCCCCAGGCACUCCCAGAGCACCCAGUCUGGGCUGGCGGACCAGGCCAGCAAGCGCUCCUUCGCCUCUGCUGAAUCCCUAGAGACCAUGUCUGAGGCCGACAUUCCCAUCGGAUUCAACCGGACGAACCGGCUUCGACAGAGCCUCCCGCUCUCCCGAUCCACCAGCCAGACCAAGCUGAGGAGCCCGGGCGUGCUGUUCCUGCAGUUGGGAGACGAGACGAGGCGCGUGCACGUCACCCAGGAGCUGAGCAGCGCGGACGCGCUCCACGCCCUCAUCACCCACAUGUUCCCGCAGAAGCUGACCAUGGGCAUGCUGAAGAGCGGAAACACGGCCAUCCUCAUCAAGGACGAGGCGCGCAACGUCUUCUACCAGCUAGAGGACGUGCGGGACAUCCAGGACCACAGCGUCCUCAAGAUCUUCCGCAAGGAGCCGCUCUACGCCUCGUACCCAGCCUCGCACCUCGCCAACGGGGACCUACAGAGAGAGAUGUUCUACACCUCACGUGAUUCCUCCCCAACCCGAUGGCUCCCCAACAGCAUCUCCCCCUCCCCUCACCUCUCCUUCUCCCCUCCCUCCUCCUCAUCCUCCUCUCCGUCCCGCUCCCGUCUCUCCUCCACUGGGGCUGGGGGCAGACCCACCUCCUACGCCGGCCCUUCCCACACCGGGCACCCGCAUCACCACCCCCCCUCCUCCUCGGGCCAGGGUCCCCCUCCCGGCGCCAUCCUGGAGCGACGAGACGUGAAGCCAGAUGAGGAGCUGUCGGGGCAGGGGGUGCUGCUGAAGAGCGAGGGUCUGUACGCAGACCCCGACGGGCUGGUUCACGAGGGCAGGCUCAGCAUCGCCUCCACGCAGUCCCUGGCUGCCUUGGGGGACCCCUUCACCUGCCCCGUCUCCAGCGGGCUGUACCGGAGGGGCUCGGUGCGCUCCCUCAGCACUUACUCCGCCCUGCAGGGGGAGCUGGAGGACGUGCUGUACAAGCCGGGAGGGGCCCGGUACCCAGAUACCUACGCCCCCGCUUCCUCCAUCGGCGUGGGCUUCCGGCCCUCCUCCUCCUCCUCCUGUUCCUUGCCCCAGAAGAUACCGGACGGGCAGCAGCUGAGAGACAGGGGGGACCCCUCCUCCCCCUCCUCCACCUACUCGGGGUCCCCCAGCCGCGCCUCCCUGGUGUGCCAGGGCUUCAAGAAAGACUCAUCCUCCAUGUUCGUGGAAAGCCCCAAGUCCCGCUCGGACCCCCCAGCUCUCUCGGGGAGGCUCAGCUCUGCGGGGAGCAGCUCCCCCCUGCCUGCCAACGGAAGUGAGACAAAGGAGAGGAUGGCAGCUAUGGAGAAGCAGAUCGCCAGCCUGACCGGCUUGGUGCAAAGCGUACUGACCCGGGGCCCGGACAGCGACUGCAAUGAGAAGACCGAUUCCACGAGCGAGGGGCUGGGGGCUGGCAGUAAGUGUCACUCAUCCCUCACCCCCUGGAGGGCGUCCGAGGUACCGAGGGGGGGGGGGGGCCGCCCGAGGCGGAGGGGGGGGGAGGCGUCGAAUGCAGUCUCCAAUGCAGUCACACAGAUGCAGAUGCAGCUGCACCUGCGUGGCCUGCAGCAGAACACCAGUGACCUGCGAAACCAGCUCAGCCAUCUGCGCAAGAUGCAGCUCCAGAACCAGGACUCCGUGCGGACCAUGCUGAAGCGCACGGAGACGGAGAUCAGUGUGCGCGUGACGGACGCUCUGCGCAGACAGGAGGACCCGCUGCAGAGACAGCGCACCCUGGUGGAGGAGGAGAGACUCAAAUACCUGAACGAGGAGGAGCUGAUUAUACAGCAGCUGCAUGGCCUGGAGAAGUCAGUGGGUGAGAUCCAAAAAGACUCCUCGGUGAAUCCCAGGCUGGUCUCAAUGCAGGAGCUGGAGGAGAAAGCGCUGGAGCUACGCAAACUGGGAGAUACACUGAUGGAGCUAAAGAGUCAGUUCCCCAGCCUGCAGAGUAAGAUGCGUGUGGUGCUGAGGGUGGAGGUGGAGGCAGUGAAGUUCCUGAAGGAGGAGCCUCAGAGACUGGACGUCCUGCUGAAGCGCUGCAAGAGCGUCAUGGACACACUGACCAACCUGCGCAGGCAGGUUAACGAAGGGAUCUGGAAAAACCAUGAAGACCUGGCUAAUCAAUCCCCGAAACUCAUUGAUGAUUUCAGCAAAAACUCGGACUUCCACAUGUCCAGUCUCUCCUCCUGGCAAUCCCACAGUGCCUCGAGGCUGGGUUCCCAGAAUUCGCAGAGCUCCCAGACCGGACCAGUCAAGAGCAGAGCGCUGGAUGAGCUGGAGGGCCAGAAGACAUUGGACAAGUCUGUCUCUGUGGAGGCUGCGGAGAGGGACUGGGAGGAGAAGUGUGCCAGUCUGACGCAGUACAGUGCUCAGGAUAUUAACCGGCUGUUGGAGGAGACGCAGGCUGAGCUCAUGAAAGCCAUUCCCGAACUCGACUUCAUUGCCAAGCAACAGAGGCUGUCCAGGGGGGUGUCGGGGGGUCAGGGAGCGGCAGUUACUGUGGCAAUGGUGCAGAGCGCCAGCGGCAAUGCCAGCCCCACCCCCGAACACCGGCCUGGCAAACCACAACACCCCGCCCAGAAACUCAAUACAAAGACAGAGCACAUCCUGCACAGAGGAUCGGCGUGCCUCUUCGGGGAGGUUCAGGGGUGGGGGUUGGGGUGGGGCGGCGUCGAAGGGGAGGAGGGUGCCCGAGUGGUGACCACACGCAGCGCUGAGGUCAUCCUCACCAGCAAGAGCAUGAAGUCGGACUCUGAGGAGACAGAGUCUUUGCUGAAGCCUCAGGUGAAGCUACGGAGGAGCGUGUCCGAGGCGCCCCAGCCAGCCUCCACCCCCACCAUCGCAUUGGGGGUGCGAGACAAGAACGAGGAGGGCAGGAUCAUCACAGAGCUCGAGACUCGCAGUGGGUCCUCCCCCACCACUAGGGGGCUCCACUCAGCAGCCUCCAGGCUGAAACACAUUCAGCAGAGCAGCCCAGAGAAGAGCAAGCAGAGCAGGGCCCGGGAGGAGUGCGGGAGACUGCAGGGCCAACAGCAGGCCCUCAGAUCCAGCAAAAUGCCCUUGGAGCCUCUGCAGCCCCCGUCUUCCAAGGCUGCAUGUUUUGGUGAAGACAGCAGCGUGUUCGCGCCGGGGUUGAAAAAAUCCCUCCAGGACCGUGGUGACUCCUCCUGUUCUCCUCUCCCCUCCUCCAGUCGCUCCCUCUCCUCGAGCCCGGCCAGGUCUCUGCUCUCCAGCCUCUCUGCCGAGGCAGUCCUCUCCUCCAGCUUCAAAGAGAGGCUGGUGAAGGAACCCUCCCCCCCCCCCUCCCUGCUCCCCAUGACCGAAGGCCACCCAACAGUUUCCUGUCCCCCCCCUGCCCCUGCCCAAUCGGGCCCCCUCUCCUCUCUCUCCCUCUCCCUCUCCUCACUUGGACUUAAGUCCAUGCUCAACAGCUUCAAGGAGAGGGGGGCCAGCCACAAAUCCACGCAGUGACACAGCCACGCAAGGAAACGAGAGAGAGACAGAGAGAGAGAGAGAGAGAGAGAGAGAGAGAGAGAGAGAGAGAGAGAGGAGAGAGAAGAGAGAGAGAGAGAGAGAGAGAGAGAGAGAGAGAACACCACGGAGCCACUCCAGGAAAUGGAGAGAGAAGGAAAUACAAACGACCAUGGAGAGAAAGACAAUAAUACUUCUUCAGUGUGCUGAGCUGCAGGUCUGAUCGACUGUUCUACGCAAUCACACAGCAGAUGCAUUGUGUAUAUACAGGGUUGAAAGAGGUGUAACUCCAGUGCACAAAGAUGAAACAAAUGAAAA